Messenger RNA from Penicillium paradoxum, 1392 nucleotides. RefSeq names its product COP9 signalosome complex subunit 6. The transcript has 3 exons. Lineage: Eukaryota; Fungi; Ascomycota; Eurotiomycetes; Eurotiales; Aspergillaceae. The record is from RefSeq and is a predicted model, not a curated record. The coding region runs from base 1 to 1392 and encodes 463 amino acids. Gene Ontology annotation, molecular function: metallopeptidase activity; protein binding. Gene Ontology annotation, biological process: protein deneddylation. Gene Ontology annotation, cellular component: COP9 signalosome.
AUGGAUGCGUCUGUGACAGAUGAAGCUGGCCCUUCGCGCCGCCGCCGCCGCCGCGGGGAAAGCUCGUCUUCGCCUGAGGCAUCAACAGCAAACACACCAAACAGACCAUGGAUGACCGCAUUGUCCGACCUUCCAAUCUACUACUCCGUCGUAUACGAGAGAUUCCUCUGGAUCCCGGGAUUUGAACCUGAAAUGGAGUCUUCACGAUGCCUAGUCUCUCAGAAGUCAUCCGACUCCGGUCUUCAUAUCCAGCUACACCCGCUCGUUCUCCUCACGGUCUCUGAUCAAAUCACCCGACAUGCCGCCAGACAACAGCAAGGCCCGAUAGUUGGCGCCCUACUAGGCCAGCAGAAUGGCCGAGAGAUUACACUCGAGCAUGCAUUUGAAUGCCAGCUUACGUGUGGAAUGAACGAUGAAAUUGUUUUGGCGCGGGCAUGGUUCGAAGACCGCCUCAAACAGUUCAAGGAUGUGCACAAGGAUCCUGCGCUCGAUCUAGUCGGAUGGUGGUCAACCGCGCCAUCGACCGGGCCGAAUGAAGCUCAUCUCCCCCUCCACCAACAGAUUCUCCGGGACUACAACGAAUCGGCCGUCUUUCUCGCCUUCCAUCCCUCAGAAUUCCAAGAUUCUGGUUCACAUGGCGCCAAGCUUCCUCUGACGGUUUAUGAGAGUGUCCAAGAGGGCGAGACAUCCACCGAUGGAAGCAAGGAUAUGCAAGUUGACGGGGAGGAGGACUCGGUGCCGAACAUUCGAUUCCGGGAAUUGCCCUAUGCAAUGGAGACAGGAGAAGCAGAGAUGAUCGGUAUUGAUACAAUUGUCCUAUCUUCGGGCACUGCUUCUCUGAAUGCGACACAGGAGUCGGCCAAGCGCGCACAACAGAAACAACAGACCGAGGCAACCAAGCAGAGCUCGCAGGUUAUACUCUCACAAGAGGAGGAGGAGUUAAUCGCAAGCCUCAACACCCGCCUCAAUGCCGUUCGCACCCUCGAAUCGCGCGUCUCCCUCAUCAAGUCCUAUAUCUCUAGUUUCACAGAGGCAGACUUCAACACAGACAGCUCUAAGGAUGAUAAAUCUACCGUCAAGCUCUCACAUCCAAUCCUCCGUAACAUCAAUUCUCUCCUUUCGCACCUCUCUAUCCUCUCUCCAUCCGAACAAAGCACCUUCGCCGCCGAAGUACUCUCUCAAAACAACGAUGUCCUUCUGGUCUCGCUACUCGGCCAACUCGGCGAAAAUGUGAAGGCCAUGCGCGAGCUGGGCCGCAGAUCAGCAAUCGUCCAGUCUGGGCGUCAAGCGGCUAAAGGACGCAAGGACCCUACUUCUAUGAUCCAGAGGGGCUUCGGUGAUGAUUUCUUCCCCAAGGGACACGGAGGUCCUGGAAGUGGGAUGUAUUCGUGA